Lacerta agilis (Sand lizard) is the source of this 2422-nucleotide messenger RNA. It is a transcript of the gene PPM1A, whose product is annotated as protein phosphatase, Mg2+/Mn2+ dependent 1A. The transcript has 6 exons. Gene Ontology annotation, molecular function: magnesium ion binding; protein serine/threonine phosphatase activity; manganese ion binding. Gene Ontology annotation, cellular component: nucleus; cytosol. The record is from RefSeq and is a predicted model, not a curated record. Gene Ontology annotation, biological process: positive regulation of canonical NF-kappaB signal transduction; negative regulation of canonical NF-kappaB signal transduction; protein dephosphorylation. Bases 302 to 1468 code for a protein of 388 amino acids. Lineage: Eukaryota; Metazoa; Chordata; Lepidosauria; Squamata; Lacertidae.
GUGAGACCCGCGUGCGCCGCGGGAGGGGUGGGGUGGGCGACGGGGAGGCCGGGCGAGAUGAGCGCUCGGCUCCCCGCUAGGGCCAGCGAGGAGGAGCAGCAGCAGCACAAACAGCGGCCGCGGCUGCCUUCGCCGCAGUCGCAGUCGCCGCCGCCAUCGUCUCGCCCCGUCUGAAUGAACUGAGGCGAGAGAGGCCGCUUUCGCCGGCUCGGCCCGGUCUGGCCCAGGCCUCCUCCCUGCGCCGCUUCGGAGCGCCCACUCAGAGCCCCCUCUCCCGUAGGAUCUUAAAGAACAAGACAUCAUGGGAGCAUUUUUAGAUAAGCCAAAGAUGGAGAAGCACAAUGCCCAAGGGCAGGGCAAUGGACUACGUUAUGGGCUAAGUAGCAUGCAAGGUUGGCGAGUUGAGAUGGAGGAUGCACAUACAGCUGUAAUUGGCUUACCAAAUGGACUUGACGGGUGGUCUUUUUUUGCUGUGUAUGAUGGACACGCUGGAUCCCAAGUUGCCAAAUACUGCUGCGAGCAUUUAUUAGAUCACAUCACAAGCAAUCAUGAUUUUAAAGGCCGUGGAGCUUCGCCAUCCGUGGAAAAUGUAAAGACAGGAAUCAGAACAGGUUUUCUGCAAAUUGAUGAACAAAUGAGGCUACUUUCUGAGAAGAAGCAUGGUGCGGACAGAAGCGGGUCAACAGCUGUGGGAGUCCUCAUCUCUCCCCAGCACACUUAUUUUAUCAACUGUGGAGAUUCUAGAGGAUUACUUUGUAGAAACAGAAAGGUUUAUUUCUUUACACAAGAUCACAAACCAAAUAAUCCACUGGAGAAAGAACGUAUACAGAAUGCAGGUGGUUCAGUCAUGAUUCAGCGUGUGAAUGGCUCCCUCGCUGUGUCUAGAGCACUUGGAGACUUUGAUUACAAAUGUGUCCAUGGGAAAGGCCCUACAGAGCAGCUUGUCUCACCUGAGCCUGAAGUUUAUGAAAUUGAGAGAUCAGAAGAUGAUGAUCAGUUCAUCAUACUGGCCUGUGAUGGCAUCUGGGAUGUUAUGGGAAAUGAAGAGCUUUGUGAAUUUGUCAGAUCAAGGCUUGAAGUCACUGAUGACCUUGAAAGGGUUUGCAAUGAGAUAGUCGACACCUGCUUGUAUAAGGGAAGCCGAGACAACAUGAGUGUGAUAUUGAUCUGUUUCCCAAAUGCACCAAAGGUAUUACCAGAGGCAGUGAAGAGAGAAGCAGAGCUGGACAAGUUCCUGGAAAGCAGAGUAGAAGAGAUCAUAAAGAAGCAGGGCGAAGGAGUGCCAGACUUAGUCCACGUCAUGCGUACAUUACAAACUGAGAGCAUCCCAAACCUUCCACCAGGGGGUGAAUUGGCAAGCAAACGGAGUGUGAUUGAAGCAGUUUAUAACAGACUGAAUCCUUAUAGAAAUGAUGAUGCUUCUGGAUUAUCCAGAAACUGCUGUAAUUUUGGGCGCUCCAGACUUUAAAGGGUUACUUCUCUUUUCUUUAAGGACUCUGCAUCAACCGAUGAUAUGUGGUAAAACUGCCAUCAAAGCUGUGGAGUUUACAUACAUCCUGAUGGAAAUUGCACCCUACCCACAGUGACCCUUCUUAACAUCCAUCUUCCACCUUACUUGAAGGGGAAAAGAUGUGUUGGCGAAAGUGACUACACCUGGAAACAGCAGUCCCAACACCUAGCCCAGGAACUGAUGAUCUUUUUUUCCCCUUUUUAUUUUCUAUUGCAAAACAGACUUCUGUAAAAGUGAUAUUGAAACCAAUAUGUUGUAAAUUGGACUCUUAAGCAAUUUUAUGUUGUAUGAUUUUUGUUUUGUAAAGUGCAAUUGUGGUUGUACAAAAUGCUUAUUUAAUAAUGAACUGCUUUACAUCAAUUAAGGUUAGAUUAAAUGCUUGGUUUGUUGCUUUGAACAACAGUAAUCUAGCCCUUUUCCAUUCACAUUUGUGGUUCUGGAUACCUGGGAGCAGCAACCUCGCCAGCUAAGUGCUCAGGAGGUACAUAGAAAUUGUGUAAAGGCUAUUUUAUAUAAAUGCAGAUCAUUGCAAUUCUAGUAUGGAAAAUAACUGAUAAAACAGUUCAUUCUCCAUUGAACUUUUAAUUGUUCGAUUAAAAAAAAAAAAUUCCUGCGGGAUCUAAAAAUCCUAUUGAAAUAUAUGGGAAGUUCAGUGAACAAAUGGGACAGGUUUGCCAACCUUGUGACAUGGCAGUGAAAUAUAGUUCAUGAGGGUUAAAAUGCCUUGAUUAUUUGCACCUUUAAAAAACCUUUACCUUCAGUUAAUUUUCAGUUACGUAAGAGGCUAUGUCUUUAUUUAGUAAAAGCCUGCAGCAUUUUUAUCAUCCUGAUUGGCUGGGUUGGCUGCUGUUCCAAGUAAAAUACUUUGAAUUCCAUUAUAUCAAUAAAGAUUGAUUUAACAAAACAACAAAA